This is a messenger RNA of Lethenteron reissneri (Far Eastern brook lamprey), 4702 nucleotides long. RefSeq names its product zinc finger and SCAN domain-containing protein 2-like. The record is from RefSeq and is a predicted model, not a curated record. Gene Ontology annotation, biological process: regulation of transcription by RNA polymerase II. NCBI's taxonomy places the organism in Eukaryota, Metazoa, Chordata, Hyperoartia, Petromyzontiformes, Petromyzontidae. Gene Ontology annotation, molecular function: RNA polymerase II cis-regulatory region sequence-specific DNA binding; DNA-binding transcription factor activity, RNA polymerase II-specific.
GCUAACCCGGACGCGGUCGCUCCCGUCUCGUUCCGCGCUCCGUCUCCCGUCGCUCGCCCCGUCUCCCGCCGCCUCCUCCUCCUCCUCCUCCUCGCGACGUCUCCCCGCACCGCGUCGCCCGUCCGCUGCUCGCGUCGCGCCGCGCGCCUCGAGCACCGCGCGGGCUCUGGACGCGCCUCGCAGGUGCCGCCGCAGGCCGCAGGGCCCCGGGUCUUUGUCUCCAGCAGAGGCGCCAUUGCGCGGCGACCCGACGCGGCGCCAGCUCCACUCGCAGCUCCGGGCCGGCCACCCCAACGCCUCAACGCCGCCUCCUCCACACGCAGCUCCGGGCCGGCCACCCCAACGCCUCAACGCCGCCUCCUCCACACGCAGCCGACGACUGCUGCGCCACACGACGGCAAUCAUCCCGCUAUUGAGCGAGGAGGCAGCGUUGUCACGAUGGCGUCGGCAUCGGCGAUUGACCCACGCAUGAACUUUGGCGCGUGGCUCACAGCUCACGGCAUGAGCGCCAAAAUUGCGCGCGCCAUGAGCAAAGAGCUGGGUAUCAGCGACUACAACACGCUACUGGCUUGCGCCGAGCACCCCCACGUGCGCAUUGAGCUGUUCGCCGUGGCCAAGGCGCGCCUCCCGUUUGCGUUCUACGCCGUGCUUCGCCGCGUCAUCGAGGGCGUCUCCAUCAAGCGCCCCAAGGGCGGCGACGCCGGCGCCGAGGGCACCAGUCGCUCGCUCCUGGAGACCAUCGUGGUGGUGUUAAACAGCCUCAGCCAGGAGCUCUUUCAGUCGGCGCAGCGAUUCUGCUCGCUCGACCCCGCGCUCUAUGCCAACGCACUUGCCGCAGCCUCGGCCGACGGCCCCGCUGGAGAGAGCAGCCCCUGUCAGCGGCAUCAGCACGCGGACACGGGUAACGCGGCGCCAGGGAGCACAGCGUCAACACCGUUCGCCCACACAGCACCAGCGUCUCAAAGUGCUCGCACGGAGGAGUCUGGGCGCGAUUCCCUUCCACUGGACGGGAACCACUUCUCGGCGGAGACCCCGGGGGUGGCGCCGCAUUUCUCAGAGAACCGGCACCUGGAGAAACGUGAGGGCCACGGAGCCGCGGAGGGCGGAGUGGAGUCGGGGGGCGUGUACGGGCAGCCCGGCGGUGCGCAGGCCGGCGCGCAAUCCUCUUGCGACAAGGAGUUUGGCACGUCGCCCGGCGGGGGCGGCAGUGCCCACCUGUUGGCGUCGGUGCGCGCGGCGGCGGCCGGGGCCUCGGUGAAGCCGUACCGGCCUGUGCAGUGCCAGGAGUGCGGCCAGGGCUUCGCACACAAGUCGCACCUGCUGAUCCACCAGAGAACGCACACAGGCGAGAAGCCGUACGGCUGCGAGGAGUGCGGCAAGACGUUCGCGCACUCCUACAACCUGGCGCGCCACCGCCGCACGCACACGGGCGAAAAGCCCUUCAAGUGCGACGUGUGCGGCCGCGGAUUCACGCAGUCGGGCCACCUCUCGAAGCACAAGCGCAAGCAUGUGGACAAGCAGGUGGGCGAGGUGUACGCGGGCAUCGGCUUCUCCCACCUCAGCAGCCUCAUCCAGCACAACGCGCCGCACACCAGCUCGCUGCCAUAUUACCGCUAGCUCUCCGCGUGCAUCUUACCUGAACAGGAGGGGCAGGUGCAUGCGAGCUCACGGAUUCUGGCUUAUGGACGCCUCUUUGGCAGCCGACGUCGCCGCUGGACGCUCGUGGGGUCCACGCUGUGCGCGCUUCGUUCCGAACGGGCGUCGGGGGGGAUGUGCUGGGCGUGCGGAAGGGACCUGCUGCGUGUGGGCGUCGGGGAUUGCCAACGUCAGGUUGUGUUUUGGACUCGCGCGGUGAUGGGUAUUGACGUUGGGACCUGUGCUCGCGUGCCCUGGUCGCCCAGGCUUCCCCUCACCGAGCACCCAGCCCGGAGACCACCCUGGCUCCAGGAUCCCCGAACAGGUGAUCGGGACCGAUGAGGGGCAGCUCUUAAUCCGAGACGUUCACGCCAAGACCUUACCAAAGUGAACCCAAUGCUGCUGUAUAUACCACACCCCAUUACUUACGUAGCCGAUAAAAAAAGUACUGUCUAUAACGUACAUAUAUAUUUACGCCUUCCGAUGGAGGUCUAGUGUGUUUUAUAGUUAAGCAUAAGUUGCUGUAGCUGCAAGGUGUUGAGUGUGCUGUGAGCUCGUGGCUGUGUGUGGGCCAGUGAGAGAUGUGUAUUACAUGUAAAGAUAAUACACAAAAUGGGCGAGGGGGAUGAUUACAACCGUAAAGAAAUUGAGGAAAUGGUGUUGGAACCCAGCCGGUGUCAUUUUGCAUUGUAACCGACUUCACGGACUGGUGUUGGACCUCUUUAACCACUUCUAGUGGCUGGCACUUGUAUUGUUUUGGCACCAUCGUUGCGGGUUUGGCGAGUGUCCUGCGAGUGAUGAUUUUUCCCAAGGUGCGGCACAUGGAGGGACGCCUGCGUCGCGUGUCGCUGCUCGAGACACAGAAAUGACCUCGGAUGUCUCUUCGAGGUGCGACGGAGCCUGGCUCUCCGGAGCCUUAUUCCUACAGCAGGCCUGCGACUCCCUCUCGAUCCAGCCACUUCGCAUUUACUAAAAGCGCUUCCAGAAUGCAACGUGAAGCACUUUGUUGAUGUCACUCAGGCUCUCAUGCACAGACUGCCUGAGCUGGUGAGUGUGGAGAGCCGGACGGCCUGGCUUCCUGUUCGGAGUCGACCGUGCAGAAACUCUUGGUCAGCUUUGUGGGGACGAGUGGUCCGUGUGUAGAGCAGCCAGGCGUGUAUUCACGUACAUUGUCACUCCCGACGCUUGCCUGUUUCCCUUCAAACACUGCUGCUGCUUUCCCCGUGGGUGCCUGGGGUGCGUGUACCCUGCGAUGGUGGCAUGGCAGCGUUUUUUGGCGAAUCAAGAAUGGCUGCCGUUGAGUUCCUAUCCCUCAAAGCGUUCCAGACACAUCAAUCAGUGUUAGUGAUGAGCUCCUGUAAAACUGCGUUGUUUCAUGUUCUCGGGUUUUCAGCACCGUGCAUAAGUGGGAAAGACAGCUGCGGGUCACAGCAGUUAUCCUGGGUGCAUUCCCUCUCCCAGCGCGAUGGAAUUGCAGCUGCGGUGACGCAUGAGUAUCUGUGGACCCUCGCCAGACAAACGCUCACCUUGAGCUGAACUCUGGGAAGAAACCCUAUUUCUGUAGGGUGCAGUCGAGGCAGGUUCAUUGUGCCUCCUGUCCGAUUUCUGAGAGCCGUUAUGCCGCGACUGUGGUCACUCCAGUUGUGGAGCACUCGCUGCGCUGGAGGGGCGGACAGGCUCUCGUGAGAGGCAGAUGCUCCUACCGAUACUGGAUUGCAGUAUAAGCAAGUUGUGCCGCCAACUAUGCUCACACCGAGGCAUUGGUCUUCAUCACACAUGAAGACCAAUGCACGUAAGAAAGUUCAGCCAUUGGCCACUAUCAUUGUGCCACCCUGCAGGCCAUGAUGAUUAUUUCAGUGAGUAAUAUGGUUCACAGCAGAAGAAUGGAAUGUGCAUGCCCAGAUGGGAGCCCCCCACAAUGGGCCAAGUGGAGAGCCGGAGUAAGGCUUGCAAGACCUCGAGGGAGGGGAUUGUGGUUCUGCCCUCGGCUCUGCACAGGAGUGGGCACAGCUGAGCGUAUGACUUGAAGGCACUGCCCACUAGCUGCACCACACGCUGCAUCAGAUAUGCUGAGCUGGGAGUGAAGAGCCCCACUGGAGUAGAAUAAUAUUCAGUAUUCAAUUGUUUUUUUAAAUUCCACCAACUGUUCGUCACUUCAGCUUAACCACAUUACCUCGUAUGGGUAUAGCACCCCCCUUGGGUCGUUAUUUAUAAACCCCAUACGGGCACCUUCAUUUUUUUGUUAAUAGAUUUUAGGAAUGCAUACUGGUUGCAUGAACCUUUCUAACCUUAAUUUGAAUUUCAUCUCUUGCGUUGCAACUUUUAAGCACGAGGCUGCCACCACCGCGUGUAAGGGCACUGCAGCUGGUGCUGCGCCACCACCAUUGGGGGUUUUAUGUGAGGAUGGAGGGCGGCCUGCACACCAUGGCGCGUUCCCCUCCAGCGCCCUGUGCGUGCGUUGAGGGAGCACCUGAUGGGAGGCUGAAUUCCAUCACUAUAGAGGCUAAUCCAGUGCAAGUUCUGUGACAUCAGCUUAUAAUGAUGUUUGCACAGACAACAGUAUAAUUUUGUUUUAUGUAGCUUAUUAAAGGUGUAUUAUGAUGUAUUAUACAAUUUGGUUUUUCAGUAUAAUGCGAAGAGACAGAUAUUAAGAUGCGGUGACAUGUAUGGUUUUGAGUAACGACUGUGCCCGGGCACCUCUCGACACGACGUGAGUUGUACCAGGCUUGCUCUGCUGUGCAUGAUGGUGCUGUUUGGUGUCUGUGAUGUGUCCAGAUGCCGGCAGCACAGUUUGGUUUCUUGCGAUAUUAAAUUACAAAAGGAGAGAGGCGUCUCGCUGGAUGUGUGGUGAUCACAAUAACUAAUGUAGGGCUUUUUAAAUUAGGUAAACGGAUGUCAAGUCAGCAGGACAUGUCACCCUGACAUGUACUGGGACCAUGAGCUGGAAUUCACCAGGCUGUCUGCCCACCGGAUCGUAUCGCUGCUUACACUUUGGCACCUCCAGAACGCAGAGCCUGCACACUGCUGCUCGCCCCUGCACAAUGGGGUGCACGCAUGCCUCGCAAUU